Messenger RNA from Lepus europaeus (European hare), 747 nucleotides. RefSeq names its product interleukin 10 (gene IL10). The transcript has 5 exons. Lineage: Eukaryota; Metazoa; Chordata; Mammalia; Lagomorpha; Leporidae. Bases 44 to 652 code for a protein of 202 amino acids. Gene Ontology annotation, biological process: immune response. Gene Ontology annotation, cellular component: extracellular region. Gene Ontology annotation, molecular function: cytokine activity. The record is from RefSeq and is a predicted model, not a curated record.
AGCAAACCACAAGGCGGACUCUAGAAGCAGGCAGAGUUCCACCAUGCUCAGCUCAGCUCUGCUAUGUUGCCUGGUCUUCCUGGGUGGGACAGGGGCCAGCCGAGGCCAGGACACCCCCGCUGAGAACAGCUGCAUUCACUUCCCAGGCGGCCUGCCCCACAUGCUCCGCGAGCUCCGUGCUGCCUUUGGCAGGGUGAAGACUUUCUUUCAAACGAAGGAUCAGCUGGACAGCGUGUUGUUAAACGAGUCCCUGCUGGAGGACCUUAAGGGUUACCUGGGAUGCCAAGCCUUGUCUGAGAUGAUCCAGUUUUACCUGAAGGACGUGAUGCCGAAAGCUGAGAACCACAGUCCAGCCGUCAGGGAGCACGUGAACUCCCUGGGGGAAAACCUGAAGACCCUCAGGCUGAGGCUGCGGCAAUGUCAUCGAUUUCUCCCCUGUGAAAACAAGAGCAAGGCAGUGGAGCAGGUGAAGAGCGCCUUCAGCAAGGCAGAGCAAGAGAAUCUUCCAUCCACUGGUUCACUCCUCAAACACCUGCAACAACUGGAGCUGGGCCAUGUAGAAGCCAGGAGAACUCCAUCUGGGUCUCCUGUACGAGUGGCAUGGACUGAAGUUCUUGAACCGUCAUCUGCUGCCUCCUUGGGUGUGCAUUAGCAAGAAGCUAGAAUGGAAACCAAGGCAGGAUUGCCCCCAGGGGCUCCGUUAUGGAAUGCAGGCAUCCCAAGCAAUGGCUGAGCCCACUGCCACAC